Molecule: messenger RNA, 1993 nt
Organism: Punica granatum (pomegranate)
Lineage: Eukaryota; Viridiplantae; Streptophyta; Magnoliopsida; Myrtales; Lythraceae
Source: RefSeq, a predicted model, not a curated record
GACCGACUUCUUCUCCUGUUUGAGUAAGCAAAUUUCGGUUUUGAGUUGAUGAAUUUUCGUUUCAUUGCCUUGCGAGAAACGUUCCUUGAGAUCGUCCCAGAGAACUUUGGCGUUCCUGGCCCCAGCUACCGAGUUCUGCAAUUCUUCUUCUAAGUGGUUAAAAAUCCAGGAGACAAGCAUGGAAUUACAUAUUACCCACUAUUCACGGUGUUAUAGUUCCUGCCGUUGAGUUUGCAGGAAAUAAGUUGAGUCCCAGGUCGAUCUGAGGGAGAGAGAAUAUACGCUGGAGGGAUCCCUGCACCAGAGUUGCUGUUCUCUGCACUUUUUGACAUUUUAACGAAUCAAGAAGGUAAAAGAUGACAAAAUGACGCUCAGCUCAAUCUGGCAGAAACGAUAUGAUGAGUGACGCUCAGUUCAGAGACUAGCAAGACGGAAGUUCGACCAAGAAAAAUAGGCCGGCGUUGAGCAGAGCUUGAUUGCCCUCAAGACCGAUGCUCUGAUACCAUGUCAAGAAACGAAAUUGAGCAGAAGAACUUGUCUUUCUCAUUCAUCUUCAUCGGGACAAAGAGAUUUCCGACAAGAAUGGUCGUUCUGGUUGUAGCUGCAGCAGUUGCGUCCGUGAUAACUUCAGUCGUGGGCUGCUUUCUGAUGCAAAGGAGAGGCAGGAAGAGCAAGAAUCACAUACAAGAAGAUCCGAUCGUCAAGAGCAGGAUUUCAGAACUACAUGCCCUGCAAUUUCCCCUGUGUACUAUCGAAGUGACCACAAACAGUUUCUCAAGCGACAACAAACUAGGGGAAGGAGGAUUCGGUCCUGUGUACAAGGGGAAACUUCCUAGCGGGCAAGAAAUAGCUGCAAAGAGGCUGUCACGUGGCUCGGGACAAGGUGUACAAGAGUUCAAGAACGAGAUCGAACUCGUUGCGAAGCUUCAACACAGGAAUCUCGUGAGGCUGUUGGGUUUCUCCUUGGAAAGGGAAGAGACAAUCCUUGUCUAUGAAUAUGUCCCAAAUGGAAGUCUCGACCACAUCUUAUUCGAUUCGAAGAUUAGCGGGAGACUGGAUUGGUCAAGGCGAUAUAAGAUCACAGUGGGUGUUGCACGUGGGCUUCUCUACCUUCAUGAAGAUUCUCGGCUUAGAAUCAUUCACCGGGAUCUCAAAGCCAGCAACAUCUUAUUAGAUGCAGAUAUGAACCCGAAGAUUUCUGAUUUUGGCAUGGCCAGGAUGUUCGGUGCAGACCAGAUUGAAGCUAGCACAAACAGAAUCGUUGGAACAUAUGAUUACAUGUCUCCCGAGUACAUAAUGUUUGGGCACUUCUCAACAAAAUCAGACGUCUUCAGCUUCGGAGUGUUGGUACUUGAGAUCAUAACUGGCAAGAAGAAUAGCAGCUUCGACCCGCAAAACUCUGAUGAAGGCCUUUUGGGAUAUGUUUGGAAACACUGGAGCGAAGGGAUUUCCUUGAAACUGGUCGACCCGGCCCUAGGCAACUCUUAUGCCACAAACAAAGUAAUUAAAUGUUUUCAUAUUGGCUUGCUUUGUGUACAAGACGACCCAGAAGACCGCCCCACAAUGGACUCGGUCAUUCUCAUGCUCAGCAGCGAGUCCACUAGCCUACCAUUGCCUCAACGACCCUCAUUCUUCUUCCCAAGCAGAAAGCAUAAGCAAACGCCGCUGAGCUUGAACCUCCUCCAAUCCACAGAAAAAUUGACCUCUUGGUCAGCAAAUGAAGAAGCAGUCCAUACUGAACCCAGGCCUCGGUGGCAAAUUUAAACAUUGGACUCCUUCAGUUGUUUCCUUGGGUUUCAGGUCAUUGUGCCUUUGGAAAAAAGUUUUGCAUGUAAUGAAGAUUAAAGGUGGAAUUGUGUCUCAGCACACAUUGCCACGAUUAGGGAGCUAACUCGACAAAUGACCAAAGUUAAGUUCCACAAAACUAUGUAGCUUAGUACACUGUUAGUUCGGAGUUUAAAUAUGACCGACGAAUAUUUCUCGAGUUCCUAUA